AUGGCAGCUACUUGGAAUGAAUCUGAUAAAGAAAAAAUGAACCCUUUAGUUGAAUUCUUCAACAAGGGUUUAAGAAGUCCUGUGUUUAGGCGUCCAGAUGAAGUUGGUUUGGCUUAUGAAGAUGUUUUCUUUCCUUCACAGGACGGGGUUCCUCUCGAAGGAUGGUUUAUUCCUGCAAAAUCCAAUAAAAUAAUCAUUUGUAAUCAUUUCAUGCCUGGAAAUCGUUACGGUUAUGCAGGGCAUUUGGAAGGGUUCCAAAAUUUUGGCGGUUUCGAAGUGAACUUUCUUCCUCAAUAUAAGGCACUUCAUGAUGCAGGCUACAAUAUAUUGGCGUAUGAUUUAAGAAAUCAUGGUCUUAGUGGUCAAGGAAACGGCGGUAAUGUUGCAAUUGGUCUCAGAGAAUAUCGUGAUGUCAUUGGAUCUUUGCAAUAUGUCAAUUCAAGAGCUGAUACUAAAGACAUGGUCAAAGGGUUGCUCAGUGUCUGUUUAGGUUGUAAUGCCACGAUUGUUGCAAUGGAUAAGAAUCCAGAGUAUUUUAAGGACAUUAAAGCGAUGAUUGCACUUCAACCAAUUUCUUUGAAGUAUUUUAUUGAAAAGGCUGCGGAAAACCAGAAUUUGAAGGUUGAAGAAGCAACAAAAUACUUUGCUGAGAGUCUUCGUAACGUUAAUGGGUUUAUUCUUGAAGAGCUUUCGCCAACGCCAUACGCAAAGAGUGUAACUGUUCCCACCAAAGUGUUCCAAGUGCGCAAUGAUUACCGUACCAAUGUUGCAGAUGUACAAGAAAUCUAUGAUACAUUGCUGUCUAAACAAAAGGAGCUUUACUGGAUUGAAGGAACAGAUGAAAGAUUUGAGGGAUACAACUUUUUAUCCAGAAAUCCUCAACAUAUGAUUGAGUGGUUUGAGAAAUAUGUUUAA
Messenger RNA from Debaryomyces hansenii CBS767, 915 nucleotides. RefSeq names its product alpha/beta hydrolase family protein. The transcript has a single exon. The record is from RefSeq and is a predicted model, not a curated record. The coding region runs from base 1 to 915 and encodes 304 amino acids. Lineage: Eukaryota; Fungi; Ascomycota; Pichiomycetes; Serinales; Debaryomycetaceae.